AAGCCUACUGCCGGUGCAUACAUGGAGCAGACUGAAACAAGGCAGCAGCAACACAUUACACAUUUUCCUACAUGUUCAUUCUUCUCAUCCGGAUGCUCCAGCAAACUAUCAGCUGAUGAAAAAACUGACUCCAAAGCACAGUAUCUUUAUGUGUAGGAAGUCUUAGAUACAUCAGAGGGUCACGGUCCCACCAGCAACACUUCUUCCACAAGCACCAGCGCACGAAAGGGAUCUUUAGUCCGGGCUCAGACUCUACACAAAUCGGGCGAUGGAUGUGCUUUGAAAGUGCAGCGUGCUGAUGGGAGGUUGACACAGGGAUGUGAGUGGACCAGUAAAGAUGACCCUGUUGGCGGGCGAUGGCUCCGACUAUGACUACAGCGCCCUGAGCUGUGCCUCUGACACCUCCCUCAACCCUCCUUUCCAACAAGAGGAGGAGGCUCGCAAAGGGGCCUUCUACAAGAGGGCGCAGCCAGCCCCCGAGCUCAGCAGCCUCUGUGAUAACACGCCCCUGUCCAGUGCCCGGAAACUUCACGCCAUCAUCAAUGUGGGGGGCCUUCGGUACCAGCUGCCUUGGACCACCUUAGAGGACUUCCCCCUGUCUCGCCUGGGCCAGCUGCACCUGUGCAGCAGCUUCGACGAGAUCAUGCGCAUCUGCGACGACUACGACGUCACGCACAACGAGUUCUUCUUCGACCGCAGCCCCUGCGCCUUCCGCACCAUCCUGACCUUCCUCAGGGCGGGGAAGCUGCGCUCCCUCAGGCAGAUGUGCGCCCUCUCCUUCAGGGAGGAGCUGCUCUACUGGGGGGUUCCCGAGGAGAGCCUGGAGUGGUGCUGCCGCCGGCGUCUGCUGCAGCGCAUGGAGGAGUUUGAGGCGAUGGAGAGGGCAGAGGAGGAGGAGGAGCUCCUGGAAGAUCUGCUGGAUUCGGACAGCGGCCACAGGGAGCACGCAGCGGAGUCCAGACUGAACCGCUGCAUGGGCAAGCUGAGAGACAUGGUGGAGAGGCCUCACUCGGGCCUUCCGGGGAAGAUCUUCGCUUGCUUGUCGGUGCUGUUCGUCACCAUCACCGCCAUCAACCUGUCCAUCAGCACCAUGCCUGCUAUGAGGGAGGAGGAAGAGGCGGGCACGUGUUCCCAGAUGUGCUAUAACAUCUUCAUUGUGGAGACCGUGUGCGUCGCCUGGUUCUCCCUGGAGUUCACCCUGCGCUUCAUUCAAGAUCGCAGCAAGCUGACCUUCCUCAGGCAGCCCCUGAACCUGAUCGACGUGGUGGCCAUCCUGCCGUACUACAUCACGCUCGUGGUGGACAGCACGUCUAAAGGAGAGAAGCGCCUGGGUUCUGGCAGCAGCUACUUGGACAAAGUGGGCUUGGUGCUGCGCGUCCUGAGGGCCCUGCGCAUCCUCUAUGUGAUGCGGUUGGCUCGCCACUCGCUGGGCCUCCAGACUCUCGGCCUGACUGCGCGCCGCUGCACACGAGAGUUCGGACUGCUCCUCCUUUUCCUGUGUGUGGCCAUCGCGUUGUAUUCCCCCUUGCUGUACCUGAUCGAGAACGAGAUGGCCCCCACGCAGGAAUUCACAAGCAUCCCUGCUACCUACUGGUGGGCUGUCAUCACCAUGACAACAGUGGGUUAUGGGGACAUGGUGCCGAGGAGCAUCCCAGGUCAGGUGGUGGCUCUGAGCAGCAUCCUGAGCGGCAUCCUGCUGAUGGCCUUCCCCGUCACCUCCAUCUUCCACACCUUCUCGCGCUCCUACGUGGAGCUGAAGCAGGAGCAGCAGAGGCUUCUGCAGAGGAGGACACACUUCCUGCUGCGGAGCCGCAUGGCCGGCCUAGGGAGCAACCUGUCCCUAGAGAGUGACAUGCUCUUCCCCAUAGGGGCGUCUGAUACCAGAGACAUGGAUGACUGAGAGAUGACAGAGGGGACAGAAAGAAAAGAUGAAGGCUGCAAUACGUGACACUGAAAGUGCAACUCAAAGUGGGGAACAGCCUCAAUAAGAAAGUCAGAGGAUGUAAGGGUGAAGAGGACAGGACACAGAUAGACGGGUCAGACGGAAAAGUGUCAAAAAGAAACGUUGCAUUCCCGGGAAAGCAGCUUGCUGUGUAGCAGUCAAUAGUUUUCAAGGACACACAUAAAUGAGGAGAUGGGCGGAAUAUGAAAUAAAUAUAUCUGUAAAAUGCAUUAUGUCACAGUUAAGAAAUAUCCACUUUACAACUAAUACACAUAAAGCUCAAGUGUAACAAUAACCCACGUUAUUACAAUGACUACAUUUAAUAAACAAAAAAACAAAACAAAAACACUCUAUUUGUCAAAAGACAUCACUGAAGAGCACAAGCACAAUCUCCUCAUGACUCAGCAGCAUCGUGAUGUUUGUCAUGUCUGAGUUCUCUGGACAUUUUAAUGGAUCUGUAGAUGUCGUGCGCUCCUGGGACUUAACCAGUGUCACUUAAUGGAAGAUGCUUUUAAGUCCCAAAGGUGAAAUUUCUUUCUCAGCCAAACUGUGACCCUUCAUCCCCCGAAUGACUGUGGCAAACCUCUCAGAUAUACAUUGGGUUCCUCACUCAUUUACACUCGGGCACGGCCACAAUCUGCAUAUUAAUUACGGUGUGUUAAUUGUCCUUCUUCUACACCUCCAGGUCCCAUAUGCAAUUUUUGAACACUUCCUGUAGAUAGCAUUAUUGUGCUUGUAAUUACUGCAUUCGCUGUGGAUAGCUGUUUAUAAAUUAUUUCUCUCCUUAAAGUGGAUUUAAACAGAA
Molecule: messenger RNA, 2747 nt
Organism: Mugil cephalus (flathead mullet)
Lineage: Eukaryota; Metazoa; Chordata; Actinopteri; Mugiliformes; Mugilidae
Gene: kcng1
Product: potassium voltage-gated channel, subfamily G, member 1
Exons: 4
Coding region: 338-1900 (520 amino acids)
Biological process (GO): potassium ion transmembrane transport; regulation of delayed rectifier potassium channel activity; protein homooligomerization
Cellular component (GO): membrane; voltage-gated potassium channel complex
Molecular function (GO): delayed rectifier potassium channel activity
Source: RefSeq, a predicted model, not a curated record